Molecule: messenger RNA, 586 nt
Organism: Notodromas monacha
Lineage: Eukaryota; Metazoa; Arthropoda; Ostracoda; Podocopida; Cyprididae
Source: the annotation of a GenBank genome assembly
UGUUAUUGUAGCUGCUAAGGCACACGGGUACAUGGGUGUAGCAGAAUAUUUUCAAACACUCGUUUGUCACGAUCUAAAAAAGUAUGGAGAGGGAAUUUGUCGCUUGACGAAAGCGAAGGAAUUUUUGAACGCCGCGGCGAUUUUGUGUCCAUUGGAAUUUCCGAGGAAUUUGAAGAGUUUUCAAGAAUCCGUGGAAACUCUGUUGGUGUCGGCUGUCAAAGAGAACGAUGUAAUAUAUUGUGACGUAGUUCCCAAGUACGAGAAAUGCGAGGAACUGAGUGGCUUUCGUGUUGUCAAAUUGCUUCCUUUCUCGGGAAAUUUUUCCUCUGAGGAAACUCUUUUCUGUCGUUUGCCUGACUUUGAACCAAGCGAGGAGAAAUUGCUAGAACAACAGGCAUCGUUGACGGAAGAAGAAUUAUCAACCCGGAGGUCUACAGCAUUGGAUCUGAAAACCGAUGGCAACGAGCUCUUCCUCCAAGCAGAAUAUUCUGCUGCGAUAAGGAAAUUCGCCGAUGCCUUGAACGUGUGUCCUGCCAAGUUUGCUACAGAUCGAGCUGUUUUGUAUCAGAACCGUGCCAGUUGCAAG